This is a messenger RNA of Gallus gallus (chicken), 14912 nucleotides long. RefSeq names its product additional sex combs like 3, transcriptional regulator (gene ASXL3). Gene Ontology annotation, molecular function: peroxisome proliferator activated receptor binding; DNA binding; chromatin binding. The transcript has 8 exons. The coding region runs from base 3531 to 9914 and encodes 2127 amino acids. The record is from RefSeq and is a predicted model, not a curated record. Gene Ontology annotation, biological process: positive regulation of transcription by RNA polymerase II; animal organ morphogenesis. Gene Ontology annotation, cellular component: PR-DUB complex. Lineage: Eukaryota; Metazoa; Chordata; Aves; Galliformes; Phasianidae.
GCUGGAAGAGCAAGAGUUCCAGCAGGAGCUCUUCAGGGAGUACAUGCAUUGCCCGAAGGCAGGCUGCACGGUAUGUCCCUCUAAAGGUCCCUAUGCAUGGGCAGCAUGUACCAGCUGCUCAACACAGUGCUUUGGUAAGAUGCAAGACAGUGUUUAUGGGACUUUUUUCUGGGUCAUCCCCAUGGUCCUCAGCCCUUACUUGUGAUGGAAAGAAAAGGGCAGGAAUCCAAAUGAUCCCUCUGUUCUUUUUGUGCCACUUUUUAAAUAUUAACUUCCAGUUGCUGGGACAUUUGCUUGUUUGUUUUCCCUAAUGGGUUGUUUGCGUAGCAUGCUUUUUGCAGCUGUCCUGCAUGUUUGCUGUUUUAAUAAAUGUGGUUUUCAGAAUUUCUUACUCUGAGAAAUAUCUAAAAAGAAUUUUAAAGCAACUUUAGAACACUACCAUGCUGAAGCAUUGUUGACCGUUCUACUUCACGGUAAGACUGGAUCCUUCACUUAAAAUAUGACCUUGAAUGUAAACUUUGUUUAAAUUUACCACCCAUACAUACUGGAAUCCCCUUCCGAAAUCUACAUCACAAUCUCUCUAAGCCCUCUCUUAGUUCUGCUGUGUUGCUUGUCUCGAGUCUUAGACAGCAAAACCGGUGGCAUUGGUCUAGAUUUAAGGACUGUACUUAUCUGAUAAUGUUUUUCUUUAGAUAGCCUAGGGAACUUCUUAAGAUGGAUUGGUUGUAAGUAUUGUACUACUGACAAAUACUGUCAGUGUAGAUGGGAGACCCAUUUUGUUGUGUACAGUGUGUAGUAGUAAAGCUUUUCUGAUGAUGUUACGUGAUUCUUCCAUAUACUGGCAGUAGGUCUCUUAAGUGAAUACCUUCUUCUGAGCCAUAUGUAAAGAACAGAUUUUGAUUUGAGUAUUGUAUUACAUACAAAAUAAGACACAGGCAGAAAGUGAAUCUGGCCUCGAUUUUAAAGUGCAUCCUAGAAAUAGCUGGCCUUUUGAGAGAAAGGCAGGAGUUGCAAUAGCUCACAACUCUUCUCAAAAGCCUCCAACAAAACGCUGACAAGAAGUAAUCUAGAAAUCCCUUUCUAACAACUGUUGGGUAGGUCCCCAGAAGGCUGCAUGCUCAGGGUGUAGGGGCAUGUGGCAGAACACAAGCUGGAGCAGGAUAUCUGCCAUAAAGUCAUUACACUCUUACUGCUUACAUCAGUGCGAUGUAAAUUGCUGCACCACUUUCUCUGAGGUGUAAUAUGAUAAGAUGUUUUUAUCUGGAGGAAUGUAGUCAAGCCUUGCAGUCCCCCCACUACACUUUGCACCCUUUGCAAGUGUAGUGUGUUUGCAAAUAUGACCUGAGGGAAAAUAUUGUUUAUUGUUUCAAGAUUUUGUAUUGACAUUGCUAUAUUGCUUUUAAACUGCUUUAUGCAAACUGCUUCCUUACCUACAUGUGCUUUAUUGUGUCAAGCAACAGCUUUCCUGUGAAGCAUUUUUCAGCUGGUAGAUAUUAUUAGCUUAAUAUUACACCAUUUUGGUUUUUUUAAAUACAUUUUCACUUUAGACAAAAAAAAAAAAAAAAAAAAAAGUCACUGAGUUAGUGCAUGUGUCACUGUCGUUCCCAUUCACAUGCAAGGCAGAAGAGUCAUUGAACACAUCACACUUUUGUUUGUCCUUCUGUUUUUUUCUGGGGUUGGGAAACCAAACAAAAACUUUACUUUGCAAUCUGUUGUGAUCUGCAGCAACUAUAGCUGUGAAUACAUUAUUUUACCCCUAUAGAAGGUAGGGCUGGCUUGCAAAUGCAGACAUGCGAAGGAAUGCGCAUUGUCUCUACACCACCCAUAGCUUUACCCAUGAGCUUUAUUUUAAUGUUUGUUAAAACACAGAAAAAUGUUCAGCUGUUAAUGACUGCUGUAAUUGUGCAUAAAGACCUUGAGUGCUACAGAGACCUAAGAAACAAAUAGGGGACAAGAAAUCAUUUAUGUUCCAAAAAAAUAAAUAGGAGUAUCACAAGGUAGGAAGGCAGCAUUGGCCAAGAACAGACACUUAUUCUACAAGUCAUUAGCAUAAGUUGAAAAAAAUCUCUAGGUCUGAGAACUUCCAGUUAUUCUGCCUCUGUUCUUCGUCUACAAAUGAUCAGUUGUGUACACAUGGUGCCAGUACUGUUAUGUUUGCUGUUCAAGUCUGGCUGGAAGUACAUUAAUUUGUUCCAUGCUUUGGAAAUGGUGCUUUGUAUUUUGCAGCAGCUUCCUUGGGAGAUUUUUAUUAUUGUUUUAAUUAUACAUUUGCAUGCCUGUAACUACUUUCAGUGUAUGUUUACUAUAAGAAGUGGUGGCAUCCCAAGAAUAAUAAUAUGUUUACUCUUCAUGAUUUGUGAUGCUUGCUGUGGUGUUUUGUUUUGUUGUUGUUUUUUUUUAACUGUUCUGUGUGCCCGUGAAACAGGUUGCCACUGAGAUUUUAAUUCAAGAGAAACAUGGGAAUUAAAGCCUGUCUUAAUAUUUUACUAACAAAAUGAUGAGAGAGAGGACAAAGAUGGAAUUUUAUGGUGGUGUUAAGUGAAUCAGUGAUAAACCAUAAAUCUGUUUUGUCUUUGACAAUUUAGGAUCCAUGACCAUAAUGCGGAGUUGUUAUUUAUUUCAUGCAGUAGACUUCUUCUCAGUUUAUUAUAGCAUGUGUUUUUUACAUGGCAGAAUGGAAGAAUUCCGUAGCUUUAUGUUUCUGAUCCAUACACUGUGAAAUUUCAAAGGUUAUGUUUCAUGAUAUGAGUUUCAGAAUGUAGACUUGACAUUUAUGUAACAAAAAGAAAUCUGGAACAAUGUUGCUUAAUGCAACCAACUGUUACAUAUCUCUGUUGUUAAUAACUUAAUUUUUAACAUUCUCAGCGUGUCAUGCAUUUAAGCUCCAAUGAAAGUGAUUUUCUGCAUUAAUGGUUUGUUUGUAUGCUGCAUUUUUUCAUUAUAAGUUGAAAAGAUGUGGGAAAGAAAAAUGAAAAAAAAAAAAAAUCCUAAGCAGCAUUAAAUGAGAGCAUAAUGCUUGACGUUUUACUUCUGGGACUCUUUGAGGGAUGUAUUUUUCCCCUCUCUCCAAUUGCCUUUUAGUCUAAGUUUCCUUUCACUCGUGCAUCAAGGAAUGCUUAUUUUUGUUUGUUUUUAUUGAAUAGAGUCUACUACCUUGUUACUUAGUUGAAGAAGUCUUUCCUAUGUCAAAAGCAACUACUUAUGUGAAAAGAUUGUUCUUAAGAACAGAUAAUGUCAUUCAUGAAUCCUUCAACAUGCCGCUACCCUCCAGCGAGGGCAUAAACUCCCUAAAAAAAGAGGAGACCUGUUCUUGUGACCUAUUUAUGAAAAACAGAUUGAAAUUAGAAAAUCAGUGUUAAUCGCAUGACGUUUUUCUUUUGGCAUGUAUCUUUCAGAGUUUGGUUUUGUACAACUCUUUUUUUUUAUGUUAUUUUGAGCUCUUUGGAUGGAAAUAGAUUGACAGGUGACUUAAAGUUUUUGGCAAUAAAAAUAAUUUUAUUAAACAAAUUAAUUAUACCAAGCCCUGUAUAAUGACCGUGGCAGUGUUAUUCAACAGAUGGUCACAGGUUCUGUUUUAUGAAUGGGAAUAUUGGGAAUUCUCCAUACUCAUUAUGUGCAAGAGAUUCACAGAUGUCCUUUGCAAAUCUGCUUGUGAAAGGCUGGAUGCUUUAAGACAGCAGCAGAAAAGAAGAAAUGGAGUCUCAAUGAUGGUAAACAAGACUGUUCCUCGUGUUGUUUUGACACCAUUAAAGGUGUCUGAUGAGCAGUCGGAUUCACCUUCAGGAUCUGAAUCUAAAAAUGGUGAAGCAGAUGGUUCUGAUAAAGAGAUGAAACAUGGACAAAAGUCUCCAACUGGAAAACAAACAAGCCAGCACUUAAAGAGGUUAAAAAAAUCUGGUUUAGGACAUUUGAAAUGGACCAAAGCUGAGGAUAUUGACAUAGAAACACCAGGAUCCAUUCUAGUGAACACCAACCUGAGGGCUUUAAUAAAUAAACACACCUUUGCUUCUUUACCUCAGCACUUUCAACAAUACCUCCUGCUUUUGCUUCCAGAAGUAGACAGACAGAUGGGGAGUGAUGGAGUUUUGCGCCUCAGUAGUUCUGCUCUAAACAAUGAAUUCUUCGCAUAUGCAGCACAAGGGUGGAAACAACGAUUGGCAGAAGGAGAAUUUACUCCAGAAAUGCAGUUGCGCAUCAGACAAGAGAUGGAAAAAGAAAAGAAAACAGAGCCUUGGAAAGAAAAAUUCUUUGAAAGGUUUUAUGGUGAAAAAUUGGGAAUGUCGAGAGGGGAAUCUUUGAAACUCACUACAACGCAGAACAAUGAUGAAGACAGCAAUUCUUUGUGUGGAUCUUCUGGUACACCUGGUCCUUCUAAGCAAGCAACCUUUGAGGAACAUGAACAAAAAGGCACUAAAACUCCAGCACUACCAGAGAAAGAUAACGGUCCAUCUGUUUGUAACAUGGAACAGGUUCCUGUCAAGAAUCUAGUGGCAGAGCCAGAGGAUAUACUGAUACCGGAGGAAUCAAUCAUUCAGGAGGAGAUUGCUGAAGAGGUUGAGACAAGUAUUUGUGAAUGCCAGGAGGAGAACCAUAAAACAGAACAGGAGUUUUCUGAGGAGUCAGAAAGUCCAACUGGAACAAAUGAAGAAGCAGAGGCAGUGCAGCUUGCAGACAACGCUGAGUCCUGUGUCACAAUGAAUGAUGUAACUGAUACUGCAUCUCACAUUGAAAUUAAAGUGGAGUUGAAGUCAGAAUGCCCUCAGGAGGAGAUGUCUGUUGUGAUAGAUCAGCUGGAGGAUUGUGUAUCACCAGCACGAUCAGCUUCAUCCACAAAUUCUGUCAGUGAUACAGCAGAGAAGGAUUCUGAGUCUGCAAAAGAGCUAAUUGCUCCAGAAAUGCAAAAUACUGCUCUGGAGGGCUCUUUGUUCACUGGUGGGGGCAUUGCAGUGGAUAUGGAGCUUCAAAGUGACCCUGAGGAACAAUCGUCUGAGAAUGCUUGUAUUUCUGAGACUUCCUUUUCCUCCGGAAGUCCAGAAGGACCAUGUGUUUGUAUUGCAUCUCCCGGAGGAGACACUCAGUCAACUUCAGAGGAAGCCUGUACCCCAGCAUCUCUUGAAACAGCUUGUUCAUCUGAAGUGUCCAGUACUGAAAACACUGACGGUGAUAUUCAGCAAAAGGCCACUGAUGAAAACUUGCAUACACCUUUAAUGUCAGAAAUCUCUCCAAUGUCCACCUCACCUGUAACUUCAGAAGCAUCUCUGAUGUCAAAUUUACCUUUAACAUUAGAGGCAUCACCAGCUUCCAAUUUACCUUUAACAUCAGAAACAUCUCCAAUGUCUGAUUUACCUAUAACAUCAGAAACAUCUUCAGUAUCUUCUGUCCUUCUGACUUCUGAAACAUCUGUGGCAAAUAGUUUGCCUCUUCCAUCAGAAACAUCUCCCAUUUCAAAUUCCCCAAGCGAUGAAAGACUUAUUUUGCAACAGAGGAAAUCACCGUGUCUCUUAGAAGAGUCACUCCCCACUUUAAAAGAAGAAAGCUGUGCCAUUCCUAAGGUGGUUCAAGAAGAGAAUCUUGUUGUUCAGCCAAAACAACAUCAGAGUGCACCUGAAAAUUUGAAAGUGGGUCCUCUAACAGUUAUACCUGAUACUUCAGCACUGGAAGAGCCCCAAAGCAAAAAUCUUUGUCAUCAGCCAUGUAAGUCACAUUCUGAAAUUGAGAAAUGCUACAUUGCUUCCAUCCCAGAACACUCCUCCCCUCCAGAGGUGAUCAAAAUUAAAAAUCACAGUAUUCAGCAACGAGGUGACAAGAAAGGGACACUCUUGCCUUCAGAGAUAGCUGUCUUACCAGAAGGAUCAACAGGCAAAAAUAUUGAACUGUUUUCAUCAAAGCAACACGAAAAGCUAUAUACCUCAUCUCUAGAUAAAUCUUCAUUCUCGGAAGUGUGCAGAAGUAAGUCUCAUAAGCUAACAGGCAGUAGCCAAAGCCGACUAGAGAGUUCACAUUCCUCCAAAUCAUUAGAAUCCACAAAAUCACCUGAAGUGAGGAAUGAAAGCAGGGACCCAGAGAUCCCAAAGAGGAAAACAGCAGAACAGCACAGUUUUGGAAUCUGCAAAGAGAAGAGAGCUAGGAUAGAUGACGAUCAGCCUAAUCGUAGUGCUUCAUCAACAAGUCCAUCUGAUAAAGAUCAGCCACUCAGAGAAGAACCCCGAGUUCCACCCCUUAAGAUUCAACUUUCAAAAAUUGGACCACCUUUUAUUAUCAAGAGCCAACCUGUUUCAAAACCAGAACCUCGAGUUUCCCCAAGUACAUCAGUCAGCAGUGGAAGAAAUACUGGGGCUAGAACUCUUGCAGAUAUCAAAGCAAGAGCUCAGCAAGCAAGAGCCCAAAGAGAAGCAGCAGCUGCAGCAGCUGUGGCAGCAGCUGCAAGCAUUGUCUCUGGAGCAAUGGGGACUCCAUGCGAAGGUGGCAAGACAAGAACGCUGGCACACAUCAAGGAACAAACAAAGGCCAAGCUAUUUGCAAAGCAUCAAGCCAGAGCUCAUUUACUCCAGACUAAUAAAGAAUCAAAGUCACAGUUCAACGCAAAGGAAAGUACCUCAUCUCUAGAAGUAUCAGCUUCUACUGAUACAAAGAUUGAAGGUUCUACCGGUGUCAUUAUAGUUAAUCCUAACUGCAGAUCCCCUAGCAACAAAUCUGCCCAUCACCGUGAGACUACCACUUUAUUACAGCAGUCACUUAACACAGCUACAUUACCAGAAACUGCUACUGAGAUACCUGUGCACAGUUCCGAUGAGAAUAUACCUAUGCCACAAUUGUGUGAGAAAAUUAUUUCAUCUACCUCUACUGAAAGUAACAGUGUGCCAGUGCUUUAUAAUAAAAGUUCAGUCUCUGUGUCUGUUUGCAGCACUGCUAUGUCUGGAGCAAUUAAAGAACUUUCUUUUGCAAGUUCUGUUGAUAAAUCCUCUGUUUUAAUGUCUGUUGACAGUGUGAACACAGCAGUUUCAGCUUGUAAUAUAAAAAUGCUGAAAUCCAUCCAAGGGGCUGAUACUCCAUGCAUAGCCGUUGGACCAAAAUGUAUUGAUAACAGUAAUGUACCGGUCUCCAUAGACAGCACAGUCUUAUCAAAUGCCGUCGAUGACAAAAGGUUGCCGAUACCAAGUAGCAAUGCAAAUAAUGCAGUCUCCAGUCAUUAUGCCACUGUGCCAGCUUCAUCCAUUGCAAAUAACUUGCCAAAUCAUCUCUCUGGUAGUUCUGUGUUGAUUCCCCCGGUGGGGACUACCAACAGAUUUUCUUCUGAUAAGAUAGCCAUAACAGGGUGUAAUGAGCAAAGCACUGUCUCCAUCCACACUACCGUCAGGUCAGCUUUAAGUUGCAGUGAGGCUGUUGCAGUAGCAGAUUCUGUCUCAAGGCCACCCAUUUCAAUGUUUACUGGUAACAUGGUGACAAUAAGCUCGUACGAUAACGCUACUAAAUUAAAUGCUGAUCUCUUAGACAAAAGCUCUGGAGCACGAAACCGAAUGGAUCUCUCGGGUAAAUCUCAGCCAGUGAGCUAUACACAAACUGCCAUGAAUAGAUCUAUACCUUGCAAAGUCAUUGUUGACCACACUACAAAUCUAAAUUCCAGUCUGUCGCUUUCUUCUUCAAUUGAAAAUGCAGAGAACAGCACUGACCUGCAGAGCAGAACUGUACGGACAGAAGCUGCCUUACAAAGUAUAGCCUGUCCUCAGGUGUCUGUAAUAAGCAGGCCCGAAGUAGUCUCUAACGAAAGCCUUGAGCACAGUUCCAGCUUUAUCACCAUUACAACAAAGCAAGACAGCAAGAACUUGCAGGCAGGUUGUUCAAGUCUUCGAGAAGUGCCUCUUGCUCCCCAGGAUAAAUUAAUUGAGGUGGUUACUCCCAGCCAAGGUUUUGCCGAGCAGUUAAGAGGUCCUUCGGCAUUUAAAAAUGAAGCAGAUGCUGCCUGUGUCAGUCAGUAUAGCACUAACAAUAGAAUUUGUUGGCAUGAUGAAGAGGCAAUGAACACAGACCAGCCGGUGGUCAGCCAUCUUAACGCCAGUAAGCAUAAGGAAUAUGCAGAACAAAACUGCUUAAAAAGUGUCAAAACUGAACCUUCCAGUUACACGCAAAUGUCAGAGCUGCAGUCCAGGAGUCUUUUGACGAGCCUUGCUGUUCCUGUUAAAUCUGAAACUAACGAGUCUGACAAGUGCUUCAGGAUGGACACAGAGGAUUUCACAGGCCCUGAAAUGGCGGCCCAACCCACAGAAAUAGCCCCGAGCGCACAGCCAACGCAGGCUGCCAAGGCACCCAUUGCAGAUUCCAUGGACGACUCCCUGUCCCUGACAACAGAAACCCUCAAAAGAGUUACGAGUGCUGGGGGCUCAAGCUGUCGCCUCUCAUCAGUGGAGGCCAACAAUCCUUUAGUGACACAAUUACUGCAAGGCAAUCUGCCUUUAGAGAAAGUGCUGCCGCAGCCCAGAUCAGGAGCCAAACUAGAAAUUAGCAGGCUUCCCUUGCCUUUGCAAACUACCUCAGUAUGUAAAACAGCAGUGUCCGAGAGAAAUAUUGUUGAGCAUCCUUCCAGUUCUCCUAACCCAGAUGGUAAAGGAUUUACAGCAGGCAGCAUAGCCCCGCUACAAAUCAGAAAGCGUGAAAACCAUCCAAAAAAGAGGAUGGCCAGAACUGUAGGGGAACACGCUCAAAUUAAAUGCGAGCCUGGGAAGGUGUCAAUGGACACCGAUGUUAAAGCAACUCCUUGUGUAAUUAGUUCCAGCAUGAACCAGCUAGGGCACGGGCAGCCAUUUAAACAAGAGUGGCUGAACAAACAUGCCGUUCAGAGCCGCAUCGCUCACAGCCCAGAGAUCAAGCAGCAGAAGAGGCCAUUGCCUUCGUGCAGUUUCCAGCAGAGCUUAUUUCACAUUGAUAAAAACGGCAGCUUUCAUGCAGAAGCUAGUACCUCACAUAGACAACAUUUUUACCAAAUGUCCAUGGCUGCAAGAGGCCCGAUUCCCACGGCAGCUUUGUUGCAAGCUACUUCAAAAGGCCCACCUGGCUGCAAUGCGUUUGCUUUUAGCAGACACCUGGAACAGAAGAGCUUGGGAGAUGGGAAUAUUUCUACAGCAGCUCACCAGCUGAGGCUAGGAAGUGUGUUUUCCCCCAACAUUCAGAUUAAGGAAGGUGAUGACAUUGCCAGUGCCUCUCAGACGCUCCAGAGUAAAACCUUAGUGCAUCCUCCCCCUCUGCCCCCACCCCUGCCCCCGCUUCCCCCUCCUCACCCAAAUGCAGAUGUCCCCUCUGAUCAAAAACAACCGACAGUUACUAUGGAAACCACAAAACGACUUAGUUGGCCUCAGCCAGCAAGCAUCUGUAGCAAUAUAAAAUCUGAACCUGUUUCUUUUGAGGAAGGUUUAAGCAGCAGCUGCGAACUGGGCAUGAAACAAGCUUCCUAUGAGCAGAAUGAAGUGAAAGAACAGUUAAAAGCAUUUGCAUUAAAGAAUGCAGAUUUCUCUUCCUAUUUACUCUCUGAGCCACAGAAGCCUUUUACCCAACUUGCUGCUCCGAAAAUACAGACGCAGCACCCGCAGCCACAGCAGCAGCAGCAGCAGCAGCAGCAGCAGCUCUGUGGAAGUUAUCCAACAAUACACUUUGGUAGCACAAGCUUCAAAAGGGCAGCAUCUGCAAUUGAGAAAUCAAUUGGGAUGUUAGGAAGUGGCUCAAACGCUGCCACGAGCCUGUCUAACCAGAAUGCGCAGAUGCCAGUUCAGAAAUUUGCUGACAGUAGCAAUGCCGAUGAACUGGAACUGAAAUGCUCUUGCAGGCUGAAAGCCAUGAUCGUGUGCAAAGGCUGCGGCGCCUUCUGUCAUGAUGACUGCAUAGGGCCUUCCAAACUGUGUGUAGCUUGCCUGGUUGUACGGUAGAGACUGGGUCAAAGAUGCAGUAUCCCUUGUCCGCAUGGGAGAACAGGGCAGAGAAAUGGAGGGAUGGAACAGCUUAGGCCAUUAACAGUUUGCAAUUAGUUGAUUGGUUGUUUGUUUAUUUUUGUUAUUUUUUUUCCCCUUGUGGUGAUUUCAGAAUUUAGUUAUUCUGGCCUAAGUGCCAUUCGCAGGAAAGAAGAGGAAAUCUCUAGGACUAGUUUUAAAAAAACUGACAGCUUUGCCACCAAAGCUUCUAUGAGCACUCAUGCUGUGUUUAAAAAAAGAAGAAGAAGAAAAAAAGGCAUUAUUGCAUGGCAUUCCUAGCUCCUAUUUAUUUGCACAAAGUGCAACACGUUUUCCCCCACUUUUUUGAUUGUUGAUAGAAGCUACAGGUUAAAGAUCAGUGGAAAAAUAACUCUGUGAGAAGUGGAGUACUAUGCAGAACUGCACACCGCAUGCCAACUGCCCAUCUCAUGUAGGGCAGUGGGAAGGUGAGCACAUCGGCCAUGGUAGCUUCUCAGUUACUUUGCAGUUUUUCUGCUAAUUGAAUUGUUUUCUUAAAAUGACUUUCACUGUCAAGAGCUAAAAUAUAGUCACCUCACUUAGCAAAAAAUGUGGAAUUUAGAUCAUUAGAGGAGGUUCCCUCACGUGCCUGCUGGGGAUUAUGGAACUGAAAUCUUACUCAUCAUCUCUUCUCCUUGUUUCCUUGAGAAAGACUCAUAUCUGUGAUGGGUUAGUGAGACCAGAACUGGAAUCACGUUGCCUUCACUAGAGUCUUGAGAAAGUAACUUCUCUAUUGGGUAUUAGAAGCCUCUUUUCCUGUUUCCUACUCAAAUAUUCUUUAUUUGUAUUUGUCUCUCUAAUCUGUCCACUUGGUUUGUCAGCCCCAAAUAUAUAUAGGGUCAGACGUAUGUACUAUGUUCUGGAUAUUUUAGCCUUUCUGUGGCCUAAAAUCAAUGCAUUCUAAUGAUGAAUUAAUAAGGAAAGAUUCUAAUUGUGUAUUGAUUGCAUACUAGAUUAUCAGUUAUUUUUCCUUUUAUGUGAGUUACUCAAAAUAACAUCUGAAUUUUGUCACUUAAAGUCAUUCUUAAGCACUAACUUUUUUUUUUUCUGAAAGAAAUGUAGACCUCUUAUUCUACAUUUUAGAAAUUUGAAAGUGAAAAGGCAUUUUUAAAAGGGAUACUGCAUCUUUAAAGUGAUCUUCAGUAUUUAUCCAGUACUGUAUUUAAAUUUAGGACUGUAGUUGCAUUCCAGAUGUGUGAGCCACCAUUACAGCAGAGAAGAAAAACAAUAAUUUGGGGGCCCUAUACACCUAAAAGGAAAAUAUUAUAAAGGGAUAAAGCACGUGCAGUUGCUGGGGAGAUGAAAAUACCUUGGGUUUUUUUACUCCCACUUCAAGAACACAGAAUGUAGAGUGCAAAUCAUCCAUCUGUCAAUACGUGAUUGGGUCUGCCCAAAUGUGAGCAUCAGAGAGAAAUGUUAUUUUUACCAUUACAGUAGAACCUCAUUAAUCCAAAGGCCUUCCAAUCUGCUCAAGAAAACUGGUUUUCUUUUCACAGUUCUCAGAGAAAUGUAAUAAGAGUGUAGUAAGAGUGCAUCUGGUGUAGUACUGUUUAGAUCUCAGUAUUACUUAAGUAUCUAACGCUGCAGUUACUGUGGCAUUCUGAAAUAUUAAUGUGAAUGAAUUUAGGAAAUUAAUGAUUUUAGGAAACAGAAAGUAUACUACAUUUUACACAGUGCUUUUUUAAUGCAAUCUUUGUUUGCAUACUUACUAGUAAGCUGUAACUGGUCUCCCUGACACUGGUAUUAGUGAGGUCCUACUGAAUGGAGGAACCACAUAGAUUUCCUUGUGGGACCAUUUUCACAAACAUGAUAAAUGCCGUUUAUUGUCUUAACAUUGAGCUGGAAUAUCUACAACAUACAUUCCUGUCAUAGGAAGCUAUAUGGUGCACCUUGAUGUUCUCUUUUAUUGUAAUUAGCAACAUAUCAAUAUUAUUUUUGACACUGUGUGAUACAAAGGCCAUUUAUAAUUACACUAACAAAUUUGUUGCUGAUACAAUAAUAUAUUUUUUCUAUACAAAAGUGCUCCUUAAUAUGAAAUCAGAGUUAAGCAAUGGCUUCUCAGCACUUUCAGGUCUCCUGGUAAGAAAAUAUGCCAGCCAAGCAAAAACCUAGAAGUAACCGUAUGAAAAUUCACACUCAGUGGUAUGCCAGCUGCUGGAAAAAUAGCGACUGGAAAAUACUCAUGGAUAAGCAUGAGUGUAGUCAGUUUAUGCAUAUCAAAUUCAUAUUUGAGGAGCCUUUGUAUUGGAAUUGUAUUGCAUUGUAUUUAUACUUGGUAUAGGUAGGAUGCUUCUAUUUAAAAUGAAGAGAGCGACCAGUCUUCUUAUAACCUGUGUUUAUAUAAGCCUGCUGGGAAUCCUUAUUUCUAGCUCAGGUUUUCCUGUCCGCAGCACAUAAGUCAAUAUUUGUUUGUACUUGCAUCUUGAAAUACUUCUUGUAUUGACUGACAUCAUACAGAAAUAAAUUCCGGCCACAAAAAAAGAAAAGUUUUACUUUGUUCAAAGGAUAAGAGUGUGACUAAUGUGGUAGGUAACUCAUUCAUGUCAGACUGACAUUUUUGUAUCAGGACUGCAACUUGCAUGUGUGAGGUCAUGAUAAAAUGUUAUUUAAAGUGGCAUUAGACUAAAUGGUGCUAUGUUCUAUUAUACCACUGACCAAACUCUUCCAUAGUGCAGUUCCAUUUCUUUCAUCCAUAAGUCACUGAAAUUGCACUAGGAAUAAAUUUGACCAAUCAGUUAACAACAGUUGUGAAGUUACAGAAAAUAGUUUUAGGUUAUUGCAAUAUUCAAAAGCAACUGCACUGAUAUGGGAACCCCACUGAAUCUUAGUAGGACUGAAAAUCUUACUUGGAUUCUCCUAUCACACAAAUGUUUGGGGAAGCAUGACCUAUGGUCCUAAAGCAGUAUACAAUCACCUUUAGAAGUUAAUUUUGAAUGACUCCUUUUCUUUUCUCUAAUUGCAGGGCUUCAUGCCCAAUGUCAUUCUGUUUUCUAAUGACUGUGCAGUUUGCACCAUUGGGUGUUAAUAGUUGAUGCACUGAAAAGUGGUGAAAGAAUUGCUUGAGAACACACUGCUCUGUCUUUGCGUGUACAUAUGUGUUCCAGUGUCCAGCACACAUAAUUUACUUCUUUUUUUUUGUGAAUCUCCAAAGUUGUUCCCUACUCCUAAACCCCACCCCUACCCCUGAAGCAGCACUUUUGGGUGAAAGGGAGAAACACUCCUUUUUUCUUUCCUCCCUCUUUGUUUUUGUUAAUUGCAUACCUGCAAGUUAUGCAGAUAACAUUAGGGCAUUUGCAGUGUGUGUGUUUGCGUGUUACUGUUCUAAACUAGUUUUCCAAGCAGUAAUUCCCUUUGAAAGAACAUAAAAAAGAAAAAAUGAAAAGAAAAAAAAAAAAAAAGAAAAUGAAAUGAUAAACUGGAUGCUCCCUGUUUGUGUUUUAUUUACCUGCUGAGGUCUAGUACAUGAAACAAUGUUUAAAAGACGAAAAUCAAGGUUGAGCCAUAAAGCAAAAGGUGUAUUCUCUGUACUAUAGACUUUCAUCUUGAGGGCGGUGCAUAUUGUCAGGGUAAGCUACAGAACCUGCAGAUGGUUUUUCAGGGCCCUGCAAUUCCUUGCCCGGUUUUAAGCUGGUGCAUAUGGUGCUUUAUAAUGCAAUUUCCUAAGUAAAAUUACCUUAUGCUGCACCCCCUUCCCCGAUGAACACACGCACAAUUUCAGAAUAGUUAUUGUAGCCUCUGGUUGAGCAGUUUCUCCAAGGUGUGGUGAAGUACCAGGAUGAGCACGAGCUGAGAAAUGCCACCGAAAGGGAUCAUUGUAGCUGACGCACGUGAGGUGCCCUGCUCUGAGCACUGAAUGACUUCCCCAGCCUCCUGGCACAGCACGGCCUGGCGUCCUCUGGGCUCUGCGGGACAUUCGGUGGCUGUGUCACAGACCCGUGUAGCCAAGUGUUUCUGAGUCUAUGAAAUCCUGUUGUCUUCGGUCAUCAUGCUUUGUCACUGUAAAACCAAUAACAACAACGAAAAAGCAUUUUUUAAGUCUAAUUUAAGGAGCUGCUUCUUUUAUAGCACGUAAUAUUUCGCUUUGUACUAUAUUUGAUAGUUAAAGAAUAAUUUAGUCCGUAGGAUAACUUUGUUGUAUUUGUACUGUUCAUGAAUGUUACAAGAAAAGUGCUUUACUUUGUUGCCAUAAUUCUCUUGUACUGCUGUAAAGUAUUUUUUCUGCUUUAUGGAAACUUAACAUAAUCCACAUUUUCAGUACAGGGUUUUUUGUGCUUUUUUUUUUUUUUUUUUUUUUUUGGUCAGUAUUCUGAAUGUUUACAUCUGUUUGACAUUAGCCAUUCUAUGCCUUCAUAGGGCAGUAUUACUCCUGCAGUAUAACAGCAAUGUGAAAUCCACUCAUACUCCACAUGCAUGAGAAGUACAGAUUUAUUGGGGAGAUCCCUACCGUGCGUAGAUAUUUUUUCUAUCCACAUUCAGUGAUGUAAAUACACUCCUUCAGUCCUCUACCAAAGAAAAUAUUAUUCCCAUGGGACAAGGUCGGAAAAUGGUUCUCCGAAUCUUCCGAAGGGGGUGUAGUUGAUUUCAGCAGGAUUGCUACAGUUCAAUGCUGUUAUGCGUCGCUGUGUUGCCCAGCCCAACCUGGCUGGGGGAAACAGGCAUCUUAGUAGGUUUUUUUUGUUUCAAGACAGUGUUUUGUUUAGAAUUCAGGGAUCGUGCUUUCUUUAAUGGUGCUGGUUUUGUUUUUUUGUUUUGUUUUUUUAAGAAACCAUUUUGUUGCCUCCAAAAGUGACCGCUCACAAAACCAUAAAUUAAAUAAAAUAAUUUGUCUUCGUACCUUCUCUCUUCUCCCUUUCCUUUUCCCCUUUUCUGUCCCUUGAAAAUAACAACUUGAGCUUCAAUAUUAAACUAUUCUGGAAAAAAAAUAAAGAGAUAAAAUAA